GAUAAUAUAUCAAGACUAUACCAGUUUUUCAUAUUUAGCCGCCAUGUUCAGUUUAGUUCGCGGUGUUGUGGUUGCAAAAAUGUUGUAUAUAUUUAUAAUAAUGACAAGUUAGUGAGCCACCAAGAUAAUAAUUAAGAUUCUUAUUAACCAUAAUGCUAAUUCCGAAGAAUACAUCAAAUGUAAUACAAUGUGUAACAUGCGGUGCUGAAAAUCAUAAAAAUAUAUCUAUGCAGGACUGUGUCAAAAUUAAUAAUUUGUUUACAAAGUUUGUUCCUGAUUUUACCUUUCAACAAAUUAAAGAUUGUGAAAAUUUAUUUCAAAAAAGUUUACUGAGCUUGAGUUGUGCUCAGUGUUGGAAAUUGACACGUGCCAUAUGUGAUUUUCGUAUGAGGUCUCUGAUAAGCUCUAACAAGCUUCGGAUGAGAUACGUACAGGGAGAAAGCGAGCGGCAGACGCAAUCAUCUGCUGAGGAGAAUUGGUUGAAAAUUAUUGAUGUCAUAUCUCAGAGUGGCAGUGAUGUCAGCAAAGUCAGCCGGCGAACAACACGAAAAUCCGAGCGAGAUAAAUUUCAUACUAAUAAUGGAACAUCUCAAUCAGAUCAUAAUUCAGUUAUGGGAAGCAGUAAUGGUGCCACUGAUCAUAAAAAACUGUUUCCUAAGACUGUCGGAAAUCCAAAGGUUCUUGGUAUGAUGACACGUGGCAAGAAAUUCGGUCAAUCUUCGGAUGGUAGUAAUAAACGAAAGAAAAAAUUAGAUCUUGAUUCCAGUUUGGAUGAGAUUGAGAUUUCAUCAAAAUCUUCAAGGGUCUCCAGUUUGAACCAGAAUAUUGCAAUGGGAAAAUAUUAUUCUCCAAAUGGCUCAUGUAUCUCAGAAAAUAUUGAAAUUGAUAACAUUUUAGAACAUAAUGAUAUGCUUGAAGUGCAUGAAAAUGAAAUUCUUCAAAUCAAUUUUAAUCACAUCAACGCUAACACAAGAGGACCAACUUAUCAUAGCUCUCCAAUUGACAAAGGUAGUUCAUUUGAUGUAGGUCAUAAAUCAUCCAGAAAUAACAUAGCCAUAGAUGAUGAGAAAGAUGUAUUGCCAAUGAUGCCUGAAAAUCAUCCUCCAUUACUUGAAGUUCUAUAUACAACACCAGUCGAAUCUGCAUUAGAAACAGAAUCAGGCGGUCGUGUUGAUAAGCAGAAUGAUGAAAUUACUAUUGCGGCCAGAAGAAAAUCAAGUACAUGUGCAUUCUGCAAAAAGUACUUUAGAACACAGUUAUUAUUGAAUAGGCAUCUUGUCAAUACUCAUAUUCAUGAUAAGAGGAGGGCUUUGAAGGAACAAAGAGAACAGAAGGCUGCAGAUAAAUCGCAUGUAUGCAAAAUUUGCCAUAAUAGUUUCCGAACAAAUUAUAUGUUGAAAAAACAUGAGAAAUCUCAUAAAAGAUAUAAUUGCCAGGUGUGUAAUGCUGAAUAUGCAAAUCCAAUGGACUUUACAUGGCAUGUGGCAAAAUGUUCAGGAGCAAACCGAUCAAUGAAUGCUAAUGAUAAUGGCGCUUGGACUAGAUCUAGAAGUAGGCAAAGCUCAACACCUGGUCCUUCAAGUAUUAUUAAUGAGGUUGAUGUUGAUUACAAUGAUAAUGUUUCUGUCAUGGGCACUGAACAAUCAACAUCUCUGGUAAGAGCAAAUGAGCUGUCAGAAAUCAGUAAACAAGAAUUAGAAAAGUGGAUUGAAGAAUCAGCAAAAGUUCAAACUAGUAAGAAACAAAAAAGAAAAAAUAUUACAAGAAGAAGGAGAAGUUCUGCUAGGAGCCAUAAACAAUACAAAAGUGAUGAAUGUGACGAUGAAGUGGCUAACCUCAAUUUGUCCAGUGCAAGCAGAACUACUCGAUCAUCAACGCCGUUUCCUGGCCGAAAUUCAUCAAUGUCAGCUGCAGAAAGCUUUAUAUCGAAUCGAGCAACUACACCUUAUUCUCAAAAUCUGGCAAUAAUAUGGAGAACUGGGAUAGAUUCCACUGAUCUGGAAGCUAAAUGCAAUUUUAAUUCUUCUGAAUAUUCAUAUGAAGGUAAUAAAAGUAAAGAAACUAUUUUGACUAACAUAUCAACUUUAUCAUCAAGACCACGUACUAGGAAUGUUACUAGAGCUCUUAAACAGUUGGAACAAGAUUUAAAAUCCGAAAAUUGUUGGAAUUCCAAUUGUAGCAGAACUACUGUAAGUCAAAAUCGAGCAGAUUUUAGUCAGAGAAGAAAUCACUUAAGUCAUAGAAGAAAUAGUUAUGCAAAGAGAAGGAACAGUGUUAGUCGAAUGGGUACACCAAACUCUUAUAGUCAAAUGAGUACCAGUCGCAGCACAAGCCGAAGUAGCAAUAAUUAUAGAAAACUAUAUAGAAGAUCAGUAAGGUCACAAAAUGAUGGAUUUAAUGCCCUAAUAUAUGAGUGUAUGGAAAUUAGCUGCUCUGGUAAAUUUAAUAACUUAGAUGAUCUCAUGGAGCAUGAAGAGAAAGAACAUUUAUUACUAAAACUGUUUUAUUGUGAGGAAUGCUCAAUGAGAUUUACUUGCAAAAUAUCAACACCUUGCAGAAGGGAAAAUUGUUGGAAAAGGUUUAUAGUACCACUAGAUUUCAUGAAGCGUAGAAAUGAUUUACAUCAACGUCACAUCACUAAUGAAGAAGAGAAAGCUUUUGUCAGGCAUUGCAUGAAACAGAGAGCCGUGGAAGAAGGUUUAGAAUAUAUGAAUAAUAAAAUUGCAAAGCGUAAGUAA
Ctenocephalides felis (cat flea) is the source of this 2738-nucleotide messenger RNA. RefSeq lists its product as uncharacterized. Gene Ontology annotation, biological process: regulation of transcription by RNA polymerase II. NCBI's taxonomy places the organism in Eukaryota, Metazoa, Arthropoda, Insecta, Siphonaptera, Pulicidae. The transcript has 10 exons. The coding region runs from base 153 to 2738 and encodes 861 amino acids. Gene Ontology annotation, molecular function: RNA polymerase II cis-regulatory region sequence-specific DNA binding; DNA-binding transcription factor activity. The record is from RefSeq and is a predicted model, not a curated record.